AUGCUUCGCGAGCACUCGCUACGAGCUAACUACCAGGCCGCUGUAUGGAGACGACGUUUGGAAAGAUGCCCAGACAUACCAUCACCAGUAGGGUCUGGCUGGUGCACAGAAGAUGGGACGCUGGUUAUAGACUGGAUGGGUGAUCAGCUGGCUCCGCAAGCAGUCCUGGAAGUACUGUCUUGCCAGUGCAGUAGGUCCUGCAAACUUCCAUCUUGUUACUGUAUUGUCAAUGGCUUGAAAUGCACUGACAUGUGCCGCCUUCAAGAUUGCACAAACAAACCUGAAGAUAAAAAUGAUGCUGAAGAUAGCGAUUGGUAA
This is a messenger RNA of Porites lobata, 318 nucleotides long. NCBI's taxonomy places the organism in Eukaryota, Metazoa, Cnidaria, Anthozoa, Scleractinia, Poritidae. The record is from the annotation of a GenBank genome assembly.